Messenger RNA from Heterobasidion irregulare TC 32-1, 339 nucleotides. RefSeq lists its product as uncharacterized. The transcript has 3 exons. The record is from RefSeq and is a predicted model, not a curated record. The coding region runs from base 1 to 339 and encodes 112 amino acids. NCBI's taxonomy places the organism in Eukaryota, Fungi, Basidiomycota, Agaricomycetes, Russulales, Bondarzewiaceae.
AUGUUUCGCACGUUCGGAGUUAUCGGCUGUGCGCUGUGGAAUGGUGCGCUGGAUGCCGUCAAGGGGAUUGUGGUCGUCGUACAAGGCCUGCAGGGCUACGAUGUACAACUGAACGAAGAGGAACGCGUUCGCGCAAGUUCGCGGACCCUUUUCAGUACAGAUGUCGAGGACUCCAUCGACCGCCAUAAACGCACACUGAAAGCGCUACAUCUGCCAGAAGGCGGAAUAGCAGUCGACGAAGAAGAACUGCCUCCGCAGGCGCUGGCCAGAUGCGGAUAUCCGGAGACUACGUCAGAGGUUGAAGGAGAAUCGUCAACGUUGCUGUCUUCGGGACACUAG